AUGAAUGGAAUAUUGUAAGAAAUAAUUGUAGAUGAUCAAAUUCCUUGUCAUAAAUAAGGAGGCCCAAUAUUUUCAAAGGCAAACGGAAAUGAACUCUGGGUGCUCUUAUUAGAAAAAGCUUAUGCCAAGAUAUAUGGAUCUUAUCAUAAAAUAGAUUCUGGUUUGGCAAGCUGUGCAUUAAAAGAUUUAACUGGGGCUCCGAGUGAAUAUUUUAUCAACAAAACAGAAUCCUUCAAUGAUGCUGAUUUAUGUUGGGAGUUCUUGGAGAAAAAUGACAAAUAAAAAUAUAUUCUUACAGCAUCUUCGGAAACAAAUGAAAAAGGAGUAGAAAUAGAUAAUGGAGGUGGGAUAGUAUCUCAACAUUGUUAUGCAAUUUUAGAUUUAUAAACUGUAAUUGGAAGUGAUGGAUAGCAAGAUAGAAUAAUAAAGAUAAGAAAUGUAUAAAAUUUAAUGUAAAUUGAAUAGCCUUGGGGAAGAAAAGAAUGGACAAAAGACUGGAGUGAUAAUUCUAAAAAGUGGACGCCUGAAUUAAGAAGGAGGUUAUAAGUUCAGAAGAAAGAUGAUGGGAUAUUUUGGAUGAGU
Molecule: messenger RNA, 582 nt
Organism: Paramecium sonneborni
Lineage: Eukaryota; Ciliophora; Oligohymenophorea; Peniculida; Parameciidae
Source: the annotation of a GenBank genome assembly